This is a messenger RNA of Balaenoptera acutorostrata (minke whale), 7104 nucleotides long. It is a transcript of the gene DYSF, whose product is annotated as dysferlin. The record is from RefSeq and is a predicted model, not a curated record. Gene Ontology annotation, biological process: plasma membrane repair; T-tubule organization; vesicle fusion. Gene Ontology annotation, molecular function: calcium ion binding; calcium-dependent phospholipid binding. NCBI's taxonomy places the organism in Eukaryota, Metazoa, Chordata, Mammalia, Artiodactyla, Balaenopteridae. Gene Ontology annotation, cellular component: T-tubule; membrane; cytoplasmic vesicle. Bases 481 to 6864 code for a protein of 2127 amino acids. The transcript is spliced from 57 exons.
GAGGGACCAAGCCUUUCUCCUGUCCAGGAGCGAGAUCUGAACUGCGCUGGGCGCCCGGAGCCCCGGUCCAGUCCUCAGCCCUCGCGGCCGCCGCCCAGUCCGCUGUUCCACCGCCAGGUGCAAAAUGCCGUGUCAUUGGGAGAGUCUGCGGCCGGAGCAUUGAAUUACAGCUUAGCCGAGACCGGGUAGGGCGGCGGGGGUGGAAGGGGAACAGAAGCCCCUGUUCUCCUCGGAGCACCCGCUGACAAGCGGGCUGAGCGCAGCCGGGGCGCGGACCGAGUGGAGCCCACUGGAGCAGCCCGGGACUGGCCUGUUCCUCUUUAAGAGCCGCUGCUCUGAGCCGGGAGCCAGUGAUCCAAGCCGCUCUCCCUGCGCCAGCUCUCUCCAGUGAGGGAACCCUCGAGCUGCGCCUCGACCGUCCCCGACCUUCCCCAGCCCUCUCCGCGCCCUGGGCGCACUGGGCCCGGACUCCCGCCGGUCAUGCUGAGGGUCUUCAUCCUCUACGCCGAGAACGUCCGCACCCCGGACUCCGACAUCAGCGAUGCCUACUGCUCUGCGGUGUUUGCAGGGGUGAAGAAGAGAACCAAAGUCAUCAAGAACAACGUGAACCCCGUGUGGAAUGAGGGCUUUGAGUGGGACCUCAAGGGUGUCCCCCUGGACCAGGGCUCCGAGCUUCAAGUGGUGGUCAAAGACCAUGAGACGAUGGGGAGGAACAGGUUCCUGGGGGAGGCCAACGUCCCACUCCGGGAGGUCCUUGCCACCCCCAGUCUGUCUGCCAGCUUCAAUGCCCCGCUGCUGGACACCAAGAAGCAGCCCACAGGGGCCUCACUGGUCCUGCAGGUGUCCUACACGCCUCUCCCUGGAACCAUGCCCACGUUCCCACCUUCGAUGCCUCUGGAACCCUCCCCGACUCUGCCUGACAUGGAUAUGGUGGCUGGUGGGGGACAGAGCCGGGCUGAGACUUGGUCCCUGCUCAGUGACAGCACCGUGGACACAAGAUACUCUGGAAAGAAGUGGCUGGCCCCCACGGACACAGGAGGAGAGGAGGAUACUGAGGACCAGGGGCUCACGGGAGACGAGGCCGAGCCAUUCCUGGACCAGAACGGGGCUCCGGGCCCAGGGGCCCCCAUCACCCCAAAGAAGCAACCUUCCCAUCCUCCCCCCUACCACCCCGGGGGAAGAAGGAAGAGAAGCACGCCCGCACCCAGAAAGCUGCUGUCGGACAAAUCGCAGGACUUCCAGAUCAGGGUCCAGGUGAUCGAGGGACGCCAGCUGCCGGGAGUGAACAUCAAGCCUGUGGUCAAGGUCACUGCAGCUGGGCAGACCAAGCGGACGCGGAUCCACAAGGGAAAUAGCCCCCUCUUCAACGAGACUCUUUUCUUCAAUGUGUUUGACUCUCCCGCGGAGCUGUUUGACGAACCCAUCUUUAUCACGGUGGUGGACUCCUGUUCCCUCCGGACAGAUGCUUUCCUUGGGGAGUUCCGGAUGGACGUGGGCAGCAUCUACCGAGAGCCCCGACAUGCUUAUCUCAGGAAGUGGCUGCUGCUUUCGGACCUGGAUGAUUUCUCUGCUGGGGCCAGAGGCUACCUGAAAGUGAGCCUUUGUGUGCUGGGGCCUGGAGACGAAGCCCCCCUGGAGAGAAAAGACCCCUCUGAAGACAAGGAGGACAUUGAAGGCAACCUGCUCAGGCCGACCGGCGUGGCCCUCCGCGGAGCGCACUUCUGCCUGAAGGUCUUCAGGGCCGAAGAUUUACCGCAGAUGGACGAUGCCGUAAUGGACAACGUGAAGCAGAUCUUUGGCUUUGAGAGUAACAAGAAGAACUUGGUGGAUCCCUUCGUGGAAGUCAGCUUUGCAGGGAAAAUGCUCUGCAGCAAGAUCCUGGAGAAGACGGCCAACCCUCAGUGGAACCAGAACAUCACGGUGCCUGCCAUGUUUCCCUCCAUGUGUGAGAAAAUGAGGAUUCGUGUCAUAGACUGGGACCGCCUCACCCACAACGACAUUGUGGCCACCACCUACCUGAGUAUGUCGAAAAUCUCUGCCUCUGGAGGAGAAAUAGAAGAGGAGCCUGCAGGUGUGGUCACGCCUCUUCCAGCCAGAGACCUGGAUGACCAUCUGGGCUUCCUCCCCACCUUCGGGCCCUGCUAUGUCAACCUCUACGGCAGCCCCAGGGAGUUCACUGGCUUCCCGGACCCCUAUGCAGAGCUCAACACGGGCAAGGGGGAAGGUGUGGCCUACCGAGGCCGGCUUCUGCUCUCCCUGGAGACCAAGCUGGUGGAGCAUAGCGAACAGAAGGUGGAAGAUCUCCCUGCGGAUGACAUCCUUCGGGUGGAGAAAUACCUCCGGAGGCGCAAAUACUCGCUCUUUGCCGCCUUCUACUCGGCCACCAUGUUGCAGGACGUUGACGACGCAGUCCAGUUUGAGGUCAGCAUCGGGAACUACGGGAACAAGUUCGACACGACCUGCCUGCCACUGGCCUCCACCACCCAGUACAGCCGGGCGGUCUUUGAUGGAUGCCACUACUACUACUUACCCUGGGGCAACGUGAAGCCCGUGGUGGUGCUGUCAUCCUACUGGGAGGACAUCAGCCACAGAGUCGAGGCUCAGAACCAGCUGCUUAGGAUCGCCGACCGGCUGGAAGCCGGCCUGGAGCAGGUCCACUUGGCCCUGAAGGCGCAGCGCUCUGCCGAGGAUGUGGACUCCCUGGUGGCUCGGUUGAUGGAUGAGCUCAUCGCAGGCUGCAGCCAACCCCUGGGUAAUGUCCAAGAGACGCCCUCCGCCACCCACCUGGACCACUACCUGUACCACCUGCGCACCCGUCACCUGAGCCAGAUCACUGAGGCGGCCCAGGCCCUGAAGCUCGGCCACAGUGAACUCCCCACCGCCCUGGAGCAGGCUGAGGACUGGCUCCUGCGUCUCCGUGCCCUGGCAGAUGAGCCCCAGAACAGCCUGCCUGACAUCGUCAUCUGGAUGCUGCAGGGUGACAAGCGGGUGGCGUACCAGCGGGUGCCCGCCCAUGAGGUCCUCUUCUCCCGACGGGGCACCAGCUACUGUGGCAAGAAUUGUGGAAAGCUGCAGACGAUGUUUCUGAAAUAUCCAACGGAGGGGGUGCCCGGAGCCCGGAUGCCAGUGCAGAUUCGGGUCAGGCUGUGGUUCGGGCUCUCUGUGGAUGAAAAGGAGUUCAACCAGUUUGCUGAGGGCAAGCUCUCCGUCUUUGCUGAAACCUAUGAGAACCAGACCAAGCUGGCUCUGGUCGGGAACUGGGGCACAACGGGCCUCACCUACCCCAAAUUUUCUGACGUCACGGGCAAGAUCAAGCUACCCAAGGACAGCUUCCGCCCCUCAGCUGGCUGGGCCUGGGCUGGAGACUGGUUUGUGUGUCCAGAGAAGACCCUGCUUCAUGACACCGAUGCGGGCCACCUGAGCUUCGUGGAAGAGGUGUUUGAGAACCAGACCCGGCUCCCUGGAGGCCAGUGGAUCUACAUGAGCGACAACUACACGGACGUGAACGGGGAGAAGGUGCUUCCCAAGGAUGACAUCGAGUGCCCGCUGGGCUGGAAGUGGGAAGAUGAAGAGUGGUCCACGGACCUCAAUCGGGCCGUUGACGAACAAGGCUGGGAGUACAGCAUCACCAUCCCCCCGGACCGGAAGCCGAGGCACUGGGUCCCUGCGGAGAAGAUGUACUACACGCACCGUCGUCGGCGCUGGGUCCGCCUGCGCAGGAGGGACCUCAGCCAGAUGGAGGCGCUGAAGAGGCACAGGCAGGCAGAGGCGGAGGGUGAGGGCUGGGAGUACGCCUCGCUCUUUGGCUGGAAGUUCCACCUGGAGUACCGCAAGACAGACGCCUUUCGCCGCCGCCGCUGGCGCCGCCGCAUGGAACCACUGGAGAAGACGGGGCCUGCAGCUGUGUUUGCCCUCGAGGGGGCCCUGGGCGGCGUGGUGGACGACAGGAGUGAAGAUUCCAAGUCUGUCUCCACCUUGAGCUUUGGCGUGAACAGACCCACGAUUUCCUGCAUCUUUGACUACGGGAACCGCUACCAUCUACGCUGCUACAUGUACCAGGCCCGGGAUCUGCCUGCGAUGGACAAAGACUCCUUUUCUGAUCCCUACGCAAUCGUCUCCUUCCUGCACCAGAGCCAGAAGACGGUGGUGGUGAAGAACACCCUGAACCCCACCUGGGACCAGACACUCAUCUUCUACGAGAUCGAGAUCUUCGGGGAGCUGGCCAGCAUCGCCGAGCAGCCGGCCAGCAUCGUGGUGGAGCUGUACGACCACGACACCUAUGGUGCAGAUGAGUUUAUGGGACGCUGCAUCUGUCAGCCGAGUCUGGAACGGAUGCCCCGGCUGGCCUGGUUCCCGCUGACUAGGGGCAACCAGCCGGCGGGUGAGCUGCUGGCCUCUUUUGAGCUCAUCCAGAGAGAGAAGCCGGCCAUCCACCAUAUUCCUGGUUUUGAGGUGCAGGAUACAUCAGGGAUCCUGGAAGAGCUGUGUGCACCCGCCGUCUUCCUCCAGGGCCUCCUGCAAACGUCGGAGGACACGGACCUACCCUACCCGCCACCCCAGAGGGAGGCCAACAUCUACAUGGUCCCCCAGAACAUCAAGCCGGUUCUCCAGCGAACCGCCAUCGAGAUCCUGGCGUGGGGCCUUCGGAACAUGAAGAGCUACCAGCUGGCCAGCGUGUCCUCCCCCAGCCUGGUGGUGGAGUGCGGGGGCCAGAGCGUGCAGUCCUGUGUCAUCAAGAACCUCCGGAAGAACCCCAACUUUGACAUCUGCACCCUCUUCAUGGAAGUGAUGCUGCCCAGGGAGGAGCUCUACUGUCCCCCCGUCGUGAUCAAGGUAAUUGAUAAUCGCCAGUUUGGCCGCCGGCCUGUGGUGGGCCAGUGUACCAUCCGCUCCCUGGAGAGCUUCCUGUGCGACCCUUACUCAGAGGAGAGUCCGUCCCCACAGGGCGGCCCAGAUGACGUGAGCUUACUCAGUCCUGGGGAAGAUGUGCUGAUUGACAUCGACGACCAGGAGCCCCUCAUCCCCAUCCAGGAGGAGGAGUUCAUUGAUUGGUGGAGCAAAUUCUUUGCCUCGAUAGGGGAGAGGGAAAAGUGCGGGUCCUACCUGGAGAAGGACUUUGACACUCUAAAGGUCUAUGACACAGCACUGGAGAAUGUGAAGGACUUUGAGGGCCUGUCUGACUUUUGUAACACCUUCAAGCUCUACCGGGGCAAGACUCAGGAGGAGAUGGAAGACCCAUCUGUCAUUGGGGAGUUUAAGGGCCUCUUCAAAAUUUAUCCCCUCCCAGAAGACCCGGCCAUCCCCAUUCCCCCAAGACAGUUCCACCAGCUGGCUUCCCAAGGGCCCCAGGAAUGCCUGGUCCGCAUCUACAUUAUCCGAGCAUUUGGCCUGCAACCCAAGGACCCCAAUGGGAAGUGUGAUCCUUACAUCAGGAUCUCCAUAGGGAAGAAGUCGGUGAGUGACCAGGACAACUACAUCCCCUGUACUCUGGAGCCUGUGUUUGGAAAGAUGUUCGAGCUGACCUGCACUCUGCCUCUGGAGAAGGACCUGAAGGUUACCCUCUAUGACUACGACCUCCUCUCCAAAGACGAAAAGAUCGGGGAGACGGUUAUCGACCUGGAGAACAGGCUGCUGUCCAAGUUUGGGGCUCGCUGCGGACUCCCCCAGACCUACUGCAUCUCUGGACCCAACCAGUGGAGGGAUCAGCUCCAUCCUUCCCAGCUCCUCCACCUGUUCUGCCAGCAGCACAGAGUCAAGGCCCCCGUGUACCGGACAGACCGUGUAGUGUUUCAGGAUAAAGAAUACACCAUCGAAGAAAUAGAGGCUGGCAGGGUCCCGAACCCACACCUGGGCCCAGUGGAGGAACGUCUGGCCUUGCAUGUCCUGCAGCAGCAGGGCCUGGUCCCUGAGCACGUGGAGUCCCGGCCCCUCUAUAGUCCCCUGCAGCCGGACAUCGAGCAGGGGAAGCUGCAGAUGUGGAUCGACCUGUUUCCGAAGGCCCUGGGGCGGCCGGGACCUCCCUUCAACAUCACCCCGCGGAGAGCCAGAAGGUUUUUCCUGCGUUGUAUUAUUUGGAACACCAAGGAUGUGAUCCUGGACGACCUCAGCAUCACCGGGGAGAAGAUGAGCGACAUUUACGUGAAAGGUUGGAUGGUUGGCUUUGAAGAACACAAGCAGAAGACAGAUGUGCAUUAUCGGUCCCUGGGAGGUGAAGGCAACUUUAACUGGAGGUUCAUUUUCCCUUUUGACUACCUGCCAGCUGAGCAAGUCUGCACUGUCUCCAAGAAGGAUGCUUUCUGGAGUCUGGACAAGACAGAGAGCAAGAUCCGCGCCCGAGUGGUAUUCCAGAUCUGGGACAACGACAAGUUCUCCUUUGAUGACUUUCUGGGCUCUUUGCAGCUGGACCUCAACCGCAUGCCCAAGCCUGCCAAGACAGCUGAGAAGUGUUCCUUGGACCAGCUGGAUGACACUUUCCACCCGGAGUGGUUUGUGUCCCUUUUUGAACAGAAAACAGUGAAGGGCUGGUGGCCCUGUGUGGCGGAUGAGGGUGAGAAGAAGAUACUGGCGGGCAAGUUGGAGAUGACUUUGGAGAUUGUAGCCGAGAGUGAACAUGAGGAGCGGCCGGCCGGCCAGGGCCGGGAUGAGCCCAACAUGAACCCCAAGCUCGAGGACCCAAGGCGCCCUGACACCUCCUUCCUCUGGUUCACCUCCCCGUACAAGACUAUGAAGUUCAUCCUCUGGCGGCGGUUCCGGUGCGCCAUCGUCCUCUUCAUCAUUCUCUUCAUUCUCCUGCUGUUCUUGGGCAUCUUCGUCUACUCCUUCCCGAACUAUACUGCCAUGAAGCUGGUGAAGCCGUUCAGCUGAGGACCCUCGGGCCCAGGACUGGCUGCCUCCUCUGCCCUGCUCAGCCGGGUGUCUCCAGAUGUCCAGGCCUCACCGUCCUGCCAGGGUGGGCAGCCAGAGAGAGGGACUGGCACGUGCUCCAAGUGUUGGCGACAUCGAGCCCUGCGGUCACCCCGCUUUCAUCAUUUCUUUCUCCCCCAACCCAACCCUUUUGGGGAUCAGCCCAUGUGUAUUUCAGUAUAAAACAGUUUUAACCACAAA